AUGACACAUUUUCGUUAUCUGCUAAUUGUUCUCAUUGCUGGCACUAACGCUCUUCAAGAACAGACAUACUCUGUAGCAAUAGCAUAUAUUAAUCAUUUAUAUCGAAGUCGUUUAGGUAUAUCAUUCUUCGAGAUUACUGUUAUUGAUAGGAGAUUUAUUGAAAAGACUGCAACUAUUGUGCUUCUUCUCACCGCUAUAUAUUAUUUCAAUAAUUAUGAUAAACAUCCAAUUCAGAGUUGUAGUAAGACAAUCUCUGCGGUACAAGAUGCAAAUUAA
This is a messenger RNA of Brugia pahangi, 276 nucleotides long. The record is from the annotation of a GenBank genome assembly. NCBI's taxonomy places the organism in Eukaryota, Metazoa, Nematoda, Chromadorea, Rhabditida, Onchocercidae.